AUGAGUACCGAUAACGAUGUCAACGUUCUCAAACCUUACCUUGAAAAAAUAAUCAAAUCCAUCAAAACAGCUAUUGAUCAGCUCAAAUCUAAACAACAAGCAGGUUCUUCCACCACCACAACAGAAACUCCAGCUACCUCCGACGAUCUACUUCUCCUAAACUCAACUCUCAACACUCAGGUCAACACAUUUUCAGUAGACGAAUCUGAAAAUGAACUUCUCGAAAAGUUAACCUCCGAAAUUCAAACAACAUUGGCUAACGGUCUUCCACAUCUGAGUAAAAUAUGUGCCGAAUAUCUCGAAGAUUUUCUUCACUCCUACAACUUCGACAGUCACACACGUAAGUUUACCUCACCACUCACGAUGAACUCUCUACAUCCGUUCUGCCGAGAAAUAGAAGCACUUCAUGCUUCACUCGACGCUUUUCCAGCUGCAUUCAACGGCGAUAUCACAAAGGUUAAAAAUUUCAUUAAAACGUUUCCAAUGUAUAAAAAUCGUCCAGGUCUAUGGAAUACGACUCUGCUCUACUCAGCUGCACGAAAUAAUAAGUUGGAGCUUGUACAAUAUCUUGUCGACGAAGCUAAAUGUUCUGUUAAUGCUCAAAACCAACGUGACCUCAGCUAUGCUCUCGAUGAGGAAGACCCUUCCAUGCCACCUCCUCGUGCUACAGCUGCCUCUACGGCACUUCAUGCAGCCUGCUUCAACGGUCAUCUAGACAUCGUCAAAUUUCUUGUCGACCACAACGCCGAUUACUACAUUCGAAAUCAAUUACUCGAAACACCUAUUAUGAAUGCACUACAGAGUGCACAAGUGAAGGCAUACUUUGAUAGUCUUCUAACUUCAUCUUACUCACCAGAGGCCGCUCCCGAGAAUCUUCGACACGAAAAAACUAUUCUCGAUGAUGAUGAACGUCCAAAGCAAGAUUGUAAGUGGGAGUAUAAACCAUUGCAUGAUGAUUCAUGGUACGAAUUUAAAGACUUUGAAUCUCCUCAAUUUCAUGAAAAACUUUUGCCAACUGCAAAGUUUCAAUCACAAUUUCAUCUGAAGGUACGUCAAGGUUUAUGGUCCAUCUCUUUAAUUGAAUUUAAUCGAAGUGCAAAUAAAGCAUUGACAGACCACGAAGCUAAAGGAAAUAUUGCCUGGAUUCGUUGUCGUGGUUCAAGUAUCUUGAACUUUGAUUGCUAUUGUGUAUGGCAAAUUAUGUUAAUCAAAUAUACCCCUCCAAAUCAACAAGAGAAAAUCGAUUCUGAACCAUCACUCGAGUUUCAACACCUUCCAAACACCUUCAACAGUCAAUUCAAAGUCACAAUGAAAACAUGGUACUAUUGUGAUGCAAAAACGAACUCUCUCCUCGAUCAGGCAAUGAACUAUCGUCGAAAACUCGUUCAACUCAACAUCCCGUUCAUUGCAACCACAGAAAAGGUCACAUUUAACCUUCAAGAAUUUAGCUUUGCAAAUUCUUCGAAAAACACCAUCGGCUAUCUACGCUGGCUUCCCAAACUCAUUUCAAACACUGAACAGAACAAGACGAAGUUGGUUUAUUUAACAAAUGAUGAACGUUCAACGACGAAUCUCGAUCCAAUGCCAUUGACAACAAAACGCCUCGAAGAAGUCAACAAGUCAAAGAGUGGCGGCACCGCCGAUAUUGACAUGGUUGCAAAAAAUAAUGAAGACGAAAAUGAUCGGGACGAUGAUGCUAUUCGAGAGAAUGAAACUCGAACUAAUGAUGAUGACUAUGGCGAAAUGGAUGAAAAUAAUGUGGUGAGUGAAUUUUAG
Messenger RNA from Didymodactylos carnosus, 1776 nucleotides. The record is from the annotation of a GenBank genome assembly. Lineage: Eukaryota; Metazoa; Rotifera; Eurotatoria; Philodinida; Philodinidae.